Molecule: messenger RNA, 2088 nt
Organism: Anthostomella pinea
Lineage: Eukaryota; Fungi; Ascomycota; Sordariomycetes; Xylariales; Xylariaceae
Source: the annotation of a GenBank genome assembly
AUGGCGAACCCGUUGCAGCAGUUUGCUUAUCGAACCCAGAAGGCUAUCGGCGUCACCAACACCGAUCCUGUUUAUGAGCCUCUCUCUGGCUUCACCAAGCCUGAAGGGAAUUUGCGGUGCUGUGUAUACUCGCCCUGUGGUCGGUACCUCGCCUGGGCAACCAGCGAACGUGUCUGUAUCGUUGACGCCUCCGCUGGUAAUGUCCUCACAACCUUCCCCGUCACCAAUGUUUACGAAGUUGCCUUCUCGCCCCGAGGCUCCUUUGUGAGCACUUAUGAACGACCGGCAAAGGACGAAGCUGGUGAUGCAACAAAGAACCUCAAGGUCUGGCAAUCCGUUGAGGAUAUCCCCGAAGGCGCCGAGAAAGAGCCCCUGGGACGUUUUGUUCAGAAGUCGUAUACGGGCUGGAACCUGCAGUACACCUCCGAUGAGAAGUUUUGCGCCCGAAUGGUUACCAACGAGGUACAAUUCUACGACAGUAACGACCUUCGAACAGUCUGGAACAAGUUGCGGGUCGAGGGCAUCACCGACUUUGCCAUUGCCCAUGGCCAGAGCCACAAUGUGGCAGUCUUCGUUCCUGAACGCAAGGGCCAACCCGCCGCGGUCAAGAUUUUCAACGUUCCUCAGUUCACGACGCCGAUCUCGCAGAAAACCUUCUUCAAGGGCGACAAAGUACAGCUAAAGUGGAACAGCUUAGGUACGAGCCUGAUUGUGCUGGCACAGACAGACGUGGAUAAAUCCAACAAGAGUUACUACGGCGAGACGAACCUGUACCUACUCAGUGCCAAUGGCUCGCUUGAUGCCCGUGUCGCGCUUGACAAGGAAGGGCCUAUUCACGAUGUUUCGUGGUCGCCCAACGGAAAGGAGUUUGCUGUCAUCUAUGGCUACAUGCCUGCGAAGACGACCAUCUUCAACCACCGUGCGGUAGCCGCCCAUUCCUUCGCCCUUUCGCCUCGCAACACCCUUAUCUUCUCACCCACCGGUCGAUUUUUGUUGGUUGCAGGCUUUGGUAACCUGGCUGGUCAGGUCGACGUGUACGACCUGGAGAAAGACUACCAAAACAUCUGCACCAUCCAAAGCGGCAACCCGAGUGUGUGCCAGUGGAGCCCGGACAGCCGAUUCCUCAUGACUGCCACCACCUCGCCGCGCCUUCGGGUAGAUAAUGGUGUCAAACUCUGGCAUGUGGGUGGGAGCGUCAUGUACAACGAAGAUAUGGUUGAGCUGUACAAUGUGUCGUGGAGGCCGGCGCUGCCUGAGAACCUUCCUCAUGCUGAUCCACUGAGCCCUGUUCCCACCCCGCACUCUUCCGCUGUUGCAUAUCUCGGCACCGUCAAGACGCCGUCGAAACCUGUGGGGGCAUACCGACCUCCAGGAGCUCGGGGAAUGGUCACACCCCUCCACUUCAGGCGUGAGGACGAAGGCGGUGCCGCCCAUGUGAUGAGCAACGGUGCCCCUAAUGUGGGCCCCAAUGGAUUCGGAAGGGCCCGCCGCCAGGUGCCUGGUGCCGAGUUACUCGAGUCUGGUACACGUCCUGUCCCAGGUGCUGCUCCAGCCCAAGUUCAGGGCGUAGACGGUGACGAGAACCUGUCCAAGGCUGCGCUGAAGAACAAGAAGAAGAGAAACAACAAAAAGGCCAAGGAAGGGGAGAGCAAGGAUGCUAACGGUAGCCUAACUCCUCCAGUUCAAGGACAAGGUCCAUACUCUGGAAAUGAGGGGCGAAGUCCUGAGCGCCGUGGACAGCAGCAGAACCAGCGACGAAAUGACCGAAGUCGCUCGCGACAUAACUUUCCGGGUGGUAACAACCCUGGACGUAAUCGCGCCAAUACCGGACAGAAUGGACAAGUAGCUGCCCCUGCGCCUCAAAUUCAAACAUCUCAGCCGCCUGCCGCUGACGCGCUUCUAUCGCCCGGCAGCCAGAACCCCGCUAGCAAGAAAUUACGCGGUUUGCAGAAGAAAAUCCGCGCCAUCGAGGACCUUGAGAUGCGCCUGGCAGGUGGUGAGAAGCUCGAGGACACGCAGAUGAAGAAGAUCGCGACCAAGUCAAGCAUUGUGAAGGAACUCGACACUCUGGAAAAGGAGCCUCAGUGA